This is a messenger RNA of Solea solea (common sole), 2121 nucleotides long. RefSeq names its product melanoregulin (gene mreg). The transcript is spliced from 5 exons. Lineage: Eukaryota; Metazoa; Chordata; Actinopteri; Pleuronectiformes; Soleidae. Gene Ontology annotation, biological process: melanosome transport. The record is from RefSeq and is a predicted model, not a curated record. The coding region runs from base 815 to 1531 and encodes 238 amino acids. Gene Ontology annotation, cellular component: melanosome.
UGACAUGAAGUCAUUGUGACGGUUCAGAAAUUCAAAGAGCUCCGUUACGAGACUUUUCUUAAAUCACAGUGACCACACGGAGUGGAAGUAAACAACCUGAACAAUCGAUGCAGCCACGGCGGAUUGGAAACGGAGUAUGCAAUUAGACCAACUCAGGAGACGAUGUGUUGUCCUCGGGCUAAGCACGAUGCCUCGUACAAGAGACGGAGCUGCUCACAUGAUAGUGCUGUGACUGUCUUCUGAGGCUAUGGGGUGUGUUGUGAGUGUGUUUUUGAAUUCGAUGACCAAGUGAAUGUCUCACUGCUCUCAUUGUCCUUCCAUGAAGCACCGGAGCUCGGGCUGCCCCCAUCCGCCUGAGCUUCUUAGCACCGGGACAGACUGUGGCCAGUGAUCGAGAGGUUUAAACUCAACCUCAACUGGACGUGGAGCCACUGCGGUUUGGUACUGGAAACUGGGAAGCUGAGAAUUAGGUAGUGUCUUUUGGGAUUAGUGACUUUUUUUUAUUCACCAGGAGUUCCUUUUCUGAGUUGAUUAAUUAUAGGGGACGAUGUAAAAGUUAUUAAAGCUGCUUUUUCUUACUGUGCCACACCUUAUUUUUCUUUAGAUGUUAUUUUAGGAAGUGAAUAAGCUCCCACUUCUUUAAGGAAUCUCAGACUCAGCAUCAGGAACUCUGUGGAUCUAAAGCAAAAACAUAUCAAGCCAGAGUGACUCAGCACUGGAGUCUCCUUCACUGUUGCUGUGCCCCUCGACAUCCCUCUGGAUUUAUCUGACACAGUGAAGACCUGCUUUUACUCGGCGACUCUACGCUUCAUAGAUGGGCGCAGCCUUCAACAAGUUCUGCAUGCAGUUCUGCUGCUGCUGCUGCUGCACUGACGACGAAGACGACGAUGACGAGAAGCAGCCUUUACUACCUCCGGAUCCACUGGAGUAUCUGAACCGUGAGGUCCAGAAGCGGCGUGAAGAGGAAGCCAACCUGUGGAGUGAACCGGCAGACAGCAGCCACACAGAGAGACAAGACGACCUGGUCCUCUUCACCCUGCUGCAGGCCAGGACCAAGACCCGCAUGGGAUCCACGGGCUAUCGUCGCCUGAGUGUCGACAUCGAGGCCAUGAGAGACACUCGCCGAGAAGUCCGAGAAAAGUGGAAGACAAUUCUGGAGAACUUGGGUUUCAUGGCGGAGGCGGACUCUCUGCUGACUUUGUCCGCCGGUGCCUCACAGGACCGCAUGCGCAAUGCGGCAGAGUCACGUGCCCUUCUUCAUACGCUCCACUCAGAGACGUCCAUCUUCAACAGCGGAGAACCACCACCAGAGAGAUAUCUGUUCAUCCUGGAUCGUCUCCUGUAUCUAGACAUAGCUGAUGAUUUCGUAGCAAAGGCAAAGCGCUUCUUCCCGCCCAGGGAGGAUACUGAUGACGACACGCCGAGCCUCGGCAUAAACCUGCCGCUGCUGCUGGCAAAGGUAGAGGCCCUGGACGGAGCGGGCGAGGAAGAGAGCGACGGAGAAGCUGGAAACUUGAGCGACAGAUCCUGAGCUGCAAUAAUAACGGACACAAGGCAGGGGGCAGUAGUCAUCAACCCUUGAGACCUGCAUGAAUUUUAUGGCUCCCAUCUUCCAAGUGUCAUUUGCCUCAUACCUUGUUGCUGUUGUUGCUUCUAGGAUGCUUUAAGCUGAAGUUUUUCCUCCUCUCUCACCCAGCUGCACAACAUGAGUGUCGUUCUCUGGUCACAAUCUAAAAGGGUUCAGUCAUUUACAGGUGAAUGUUCUUCACUGCGUGUGUGUGUGUGUGUGUGUUUGUUUCUGUCCAGAGUUUAUCAACCUUUUUUUUUUUUGCCUGUUUACUGUUCAGCUGUUGUUAACCUUCAGGGUAGCGAUGUUCCUUUAGGCAGAAACUCAUUAUUUUUUGUCCUGUGAUUAUCAGCACCCAUUUCAUCCAAACACAUGAAUGCAGCCGAGAAAAUAGGCCCGGAUCAGUAAUACUUAGCAAUGUUGACAGUAGGUUGAACUUUUAAGACGAUGAUGCUGUGUGUGUGUGUGUGUGUGUGUGUGUGUGUGGCGCCCUGCAGCAGUUUGCUGAACAUGGGAAUAGUGUAUGUGAAGUUUACGAUGAAAUAAAGUUGCAG